AUGAGAGUGGCCACGAUCCUCGGCACCGGCGAGCUGGGAAGGGCUUGCGCUUGUGCUCUGGCGGCCAACCGCAGUGUGGACUCCGUCACUCUUCUGACGCGGGACGUGGCGAUGGCGGCACCGGACGUGGCGACCGAGACGUCGUCGUUGACUCACCGCAGCGAUCUAGGGAGCUUUUCAGUUGUAGGGGGCAGCUCUACAGGUGCCUCUUUGUCAUACGCUGCCCCGCCAAACACUGCCGCGACUCUGUGGCCGUCUGUUGUUCACCUGCAGGACUUGAAGCACUUCCACAGCGACGCCGCAUCCGCUACAAACCGCACGUGGGUGCAGCACCCUCUUCUCCUGUGCACUCCCUCUGUCUCGUACCUCUCUGGACGUGAUGCAUGGGCGCGCGCCACCUUCGGGAGCGAGCACUGCCCGGCGACCCACGAUGUGCUCACCCAGUGGCGCUCCUCGUCAACGGCGGCGGCGUCGCUGCAAUCAGAAUCAGCACCUUCCACUAGGUUUGUUGUUGUGUUCACACGAGGCUUUGCAGCUGACGGCGCAGCGCCGGCAGAGCUUGCUGAGACGCUUCUCAACGGUUCCCUCGCAGGGCACGCCAGCUCAGCGGCAUCAUGUUCAGGGUCAGAGCGAGAAACACCAGUGCUAGUAGCGUCGGGUCCGCUUCUGGCGAAGGAGUGGGCCCUGCAGUCCACGCCGUUGGCAUCGAACGAGACAUCUGCGACUCUUUCUUCGCUCAUUCCGUCCCGACCCCCAAGCGCACUGUCGACGACCGCCGCUGCAGACGAUGAUGUCAGCGAAAGCGGAGGAAAGACAGCGGCUUCGUCGACGGCGGGCAGGCGGCUGCCUCAUGCAUUUUCAGGUGUGGCGCUCACGUUCGCCGCAUGGACACCGUCAGUCGCCAAUGACAUCGGCCGGCAAGAGGCUCUGGCCGAGCAGCUUCGACUCUUCUUCCCCCGCGAGUCUGUUACCUACUUGACCGCCCCCGACGCAGCCGCCAUUUUGGCCAUUGUUAAUGGCUGUGUGCCGCUCUGCUCUUUCGGAGCUGGCUUGGUGAGUAGUGUCUACACUGGCACGAGCGUGACGUCCUUAGCGGCGUACGCCCAGCACGCCGUCGCGGCCACGGAGCAGCUGGUGAACAAACUCUUGGGCCGUGCAACGGGCACACCGCUGCCGCUGCCAGCCGUGUCUACGCUCUGGUGUGCCUGCACGUCUCUUGUAUCGCGCGAAUUUGCUCUCGGCCGCAAGUUGGACUUCUACUUCCGCAAGCAGGAUGCUGUUGAAGCCAUCUUCCGUGGCCACGUGCACCACCUCUUCGCCGCGACAGUCGACGGACUACACGAGCGCAUGCAGGCGAAUAGCGUCACCAGUCCUUUCUACGAGGUGCUCAUGGACACGUACAACACUAUGAUCCGCGCAUCACAGACAGGGGAGGGGCUGGUAAAGGAGGGCUACUAUGGCUAUCGUGAGGCCCUCGAUGAGGACAGCAGUGAACUGCUACGGCACGUAACGCAUGUGGAUAAAGCGAUGCUGUCAGGCGACGAGGCGCAGUUCACGGCAGCCAAAGAGCGCAUAAUGCAGGCAUUCGCCAGCUCAGCCUUUUGA
Leishmania braziliensis MHOM/BR/75/M2904 is the source of this 1605-nucleotide messenger RNA. RefSeq lists its product as hypothetical. NCBI's taxonomy places the organism in Eukaryota, Euglenozoa, Kinetoplastea, Trypanosomatida, Trypanosomatidae. The record is from RefSeq and is a predicted model, not a curated record. The transcript has a single exon. The coding region runs from base 1 to 1605 and encodes 534 amino acids.